CCCUUUUUCUCUCUGCUUUCGCAGUUUCCCAGUUUCGCAUGUGUCGGGCAUUUUAACGGCGCUUUGCGGCACAUCGCCCGUAAUGGUGACUGGGAUGCGGACGCGAGUGUGCAGCUGCUCGUUCAUGUGUCUCGCCGUCAGAAGGCAGCUGCUGCUCGUCUGAAGUGAAGCGACGACUCUCGUCGUCGGUCCGAAGCGAGUCCUCUGAGAGCUGCGGCACGAGACCGGCCCUUCUUGUGUGUUCUCGGGACAGCGGACGAGAGAAUCGAGAGGUCUGCACUCCGGCGCUGGAAGACACGACGGCAGGUGCCAUCAUUGCCUCUCUGCCUGGCAGGCAGCCAAGGAAGGUAUCAUGCUUCAGGCUGUUGAGGUGAUGCAUUGACCGUCCCAACACGGCUGUUGCUGAUGGCUGCCGCAGCCGUGAACCAUGCUGAGCCAACUGCAGAGCCGGCUUCCUCUGCAGCUCUGGCCACGGCAGUGUGUGCGCAGAAUGGUGCCGGUGAGCCCCCGCUGGAUGUGGUGGACAUCUUCGUGGAUGGUUCCAGCGAGAUAUCACUGCGAGAAGGCGCACUCCGGGUGCUCCAGCACGUGCGCCCUUGCUGGGACCUGACUUCUGUUCGCUUCAAGACGUUCACAGAUGGCAUCACGAACCAGCUGGUUGGCUGCUGGCAAGGCGGAGAGGAGCUUGGCGAGGGAGCGCUGCUCAUGCGCAUAUACGGCCAGAAGACCGAGCUCUUCAUCGACAGGUCGGCCGAGGUGGUCAACAUGCGCCUGCUGCAUGCGCAUGGCCUCGCAGCGCCACUGCACUGUGCCUUCCGCAAUGGCCUCUGCUACGGGUUCAACCCUGGCCGGGUGGGCGACACCCAGCUCAUCAGGGACCCGCACAUCUCCAGGCUGAUAGCACAGACGCUGGCACGCAUGCACUCUGUGAAGCUGCGCAAGGGGGGACAGGUGGCGCCCUCACUCUUCCCCACUCUGCACAAGUACCUCCGCCUGGUGCCUACACACUUUGAUGACAUCGAGAAGAACCUCAGGUUUGUGUCGUGCAUCCCAAGCAAAGCAGAGCUGGAGCAGGAGGUGUCACUACUGGAGGAGCACCUGUCAGGCUUGGGCUCGCCUGUCGUGUUUUGCCAUAAUGACCUGCUCGUCAAGAACAUCAUCUACCAGGAGAAACAAGACAGAGUGAUCUUCAUUGACUUUGAGUAUGCCGACAACAACUACCAGGCGUUGGACAUUGGGAACCACUUUUGUGAGUUUGGAGGUGUGGAGCGUUUCGACAGCUCCCUCUAUCCAGACCGGGAGUUCCAGUUUCAUUGGCUGCAGCACUACCUGGACGAGUGGCACAGGCUCGCAGGCCGUGGUGAGAGCGCCUCCACCCGUGACGUUGAGGUCCUCUACGUCCAAGUGAACAAGUUUGCCCUGGCCUCGUGUAUGCUCUGGUGCCUGUGGGCGCUCAUCCAGGCCGCGCAUUCCACCAUCAAGUUUGACUUCCUCCAGUUUGCCAUGGAGCGGCUUGACAUGUACAAGAGGCAUAAGGCCGAGUUCUUGGACAUGACGUUGCCACCCUCCUAGGAGUGGCCAUCCGGGCUGAAGUGCCCAUUGCCACCGACGGAGUUUGCCCACAACGCGACCUCCGAACCUACCUCGGCUACCACAGAGAAUGAGCUCGAUCUCACGAUCCGGUCUCGUUUGUGGCCGGGCCCCACUGCUCGUCUAGGGUGCCUGCCCCAGCCACUUGUGCGUGUUUGAACAUUUGGUUCACUGCGGAGGAUUGUGCGUUUUCUUCGGCCUGCAACGACGGGCAAAGAGUGUAUCUGAUAUUUUUGCUACACCCCAUUUGUAUUUAAGUUUUCUCGCGUGAGUUGUCUUUCUUCGGACUGGCUUUUCCAGUGCCUUACGCAAGCCACAUGCUGCGUGUCUUGCUACCGGCUGCGAGUACUUGUUUUUACGAAGGGAGACACGUGGUGAAGCUGUGUAACUGUUGAGCCAAGUUCCACAGCCUUCCACACUUUAGCGUGUUUGUUACAGCUUUGUGAGUUUGUAGGCCUCCUUUUCUUCGUUGCUCUUGAGCCAUUCGUGGCAGACUGGCUGUCAGAUUUACGGGAAAAACUGGACGGUCGAGUUGUACUGCUGGAAGUCGGUCAUUUACUGCUGAUCGGUGCAGCUCGCUAAGACGCUAGUCAGAAGUUGUAGUUGUCUUUGAGAAGUCCUUCCCGCACAAUUAAAAGAAAAAGAAAGUUUGACAGUUUGACGUGUGUUAACUACUGCAGGAAAAACAAAUGAGACAAAACGAAACAAAACUGUCUUGUUUGAGAUCUCGCAUUGAAGCAGUAUGGUGUCUCCACCGCCUGAUUAGUCAGGCGGAUUAGUCAGUGCAUGGUGAUUUGGAGACCUUUUUGGGAGCAUUUUAUCAGUCAUGAGCAUGACAAAGUAAAUUCUUAGCCCCCAAGAUUUGUAGUUGCCUAUCUCAGAGGUGGUUAUGUCGUUGAAUUAUCUGCAGCUAACCGAAUUAUGUGGGGGAAAAAAAUGUCCUAAAUGUGAUAUGUCAAUGGUUAGGCUAUAUUCCUUUCUCACUUAAAUUUAAAAGGCAACGAGCUGGCAGUUUCGUGAUCUGGUCAGUUACUGGGUAGUCUAGAUGUUAGACGUAUGUAAAUCUCUAUAUCCAUACGCGCAGCUUUUUUAGAAGUGAACCAUGUGCAGAGACAGGUAUUUUUGAUUACUGUAAUUUUUGGAGAUUUCUGUUUACAAGUGUCACUUAGUCUGAAAAUGUUACUGCGACCAAAGCCACAAAACUGUACCUAUGCUAUAUCGCAUCGUGUAUUCAGUGAUAACAGUUGCAUCAAAAUCUCAGGAAGGCGUCUUUGGUUUUUUUUUUUUUUUCAAGAAAUGAUAGAAAUACUACCUCUGCUUGUUUCAGGAAAGCUAUGUACUGCAUAUUUUAGUGUACAAGAUUCGUCUGGGAAAGUUGUUAACUUUUUUUUUGUUAUGCAGCAAGUUGGAUGUUGGUUUGCCUCGUAUAGACCUCGAUGAGCAUAUGACCGUUUGUUGUUACAUUGUGUUCACACGUGUUAACACAUGCCGAUUAUGCUUUCUUUUUCUUCGCUUGGCUGAAACGGCCAAGUUUGAGAAGCAGGGGAUUUGUAGGUAACUUAGUUCAAAACUUUGAAUAAUAAGGAGAGGCAUGACACCACUCGGGCAUUUAUCUUAAGGGAAGACAGGAGUGAGAAAGUGCAGGAAGCACCAACACAAGAAUCCCAUAUUUCUGUUAGAGGCAAAGCGGUUUAAGGAAGACCGUUGAGGCGUUCUUCUGUCAGUUCUGUGAGUGUUGUUGGGCACAAACUUUUUCUAGAAGUCGGCACGAAAUCCAGCUGACUCUAAUGAAAUUUCCCGUAGCAGUGAAGCACUGUCCCCACUUAAUACAGUUAGCCAUCAUAUAUGUGAAAAGAAAUGGAAUUUUUCAAAUUCCUAGGUUUUCGCAAACAGUUUAUAAUUUCAAGUUCACAAGCUUUCUGGACAGACCUCGUAUAUAUUUCAGAACAUUUAAACAAGAAAAGAAAAUUGAAAAAAAAUAAAAUAAGCAUUUUACAACUAUAUAACGAAACAUGACACUGUCAGGUAUUAUUACAGCACUACAGAAAAGAAAACAAAAACAAAACUAAUAACUCUAUACCGGAAUAUGACACUGCCACAUGUUGCUGCACGACUACAAGAAAAAAAAGAAAAAGCUUGCCUUGUAUAUGCACAAAUAUUGGCAUUGUGCAUGCGCUGUAUCUUUUUAUUGCCAAACUAUUUUCUAUGACGCAGUUUCAGCUUCUACAACCUGCAGUUGCAGGUUCCAUGUAACACGUUAUCGAACGCAUUUCAAUCACUCUCGGGGGCAUCACUGUCGACGCAUGUUGAUUGGCGAAGCAGGGGAACCACACGUGACAGAGCAGCCUUGUGGGCGAGAAAGCUUUUAUUCUUUAUUUUGACGUUGCAUCAUUGUUGGAUGCAUUCGCAGCCUGGUCGGGAGAAAUUGUCGUCGUGGUACCAAAUUUCCGGCACUGCUACAAUACAUGUUCGUACGCAUUUUGUUGUGCAGAGAAGUACCAGCUGAAGCCAUGAAUUGAAAAUACAGCUUCGUGCAUCGAUCACACAGUACUUUGAAGCAGAAGCAUCUUCAUCGCACAAUGCCUUGUCCGUGUCAUCUUGACUUUGAAUGCGCUAGGUGAUGAAAAGAACAUAGAACAAAAGCAAAACCACAUUUCAAAGGUGACUAUUUCUGUGUACUUUGGUGUAACAUUUAUAUGUAGUCUGUUGCAUGCACUGAGUGUGUGUGGCAUAUUUACAAGAAAAACACAAUAUAAAUUUUGAUCUCUGUGUGCGAUACGAACACUCAAAGAUGUGGCUCUUGUCACAAGUUGGCUCUACUGCCAGUAAAUGAGCUUGUGUCAGUGACUGCACUUUAUUGUUUGCUCUCAGAGAAUUGCCCUUUUUUUUUUUAUUGGAGCUUUUGAGCUUUGCUGAUGAGAACAUUAUCAUGUGCAGUGUUUGUCACUGUAACUUUGUAAAGACUUUGCAUCUGGGGGCAUCACGGUUUCUUGAUAAGCUUAAAUUAGCCUCUGUUGGCUGCUGUUACUGCGUUGGCCUCCUUUUUAAAUAUUAGUUGUUGUUGUAUUGAUCAUUUUUAUUGUUAUAUUGUUCCUUUUAUGGAAUUUGUUAUGGAAAUGUCUUGAUGCAUUUUCUUUUGAUUGCCACUGCUGAGCAUGACAGGCUAUUGCAGUUGUCUUUGGGGGUGAAAGUGUGAGUUUGUGGAUUAUGGCAACAGUGUAUGCCACUUAGGAAAGAAAAAUGUAUUGGAUAUGUGCUCAGCUGUAAAUAGUUUUUAGCUGUUCGAGGUUUCUUUUUCUUCUUUUGUAUUUCGCUAUUGGUUUGAUUUUUGGCUUUAGUUACUGGAUGCACGGAGUACAUGUAAAAUGGUUGGAUCAGAAGUGUGUGUUGUGUACAUUCCUUUACAUUGAAUAAUAGACUGUGCAGACCUCAUCGUCGCUGCAUUCAGAGGCAGUGCUGAAUUGACUUAGAUCAGUGCUUGAAACAAGUUUGCAGUAAAUGUUAUUUUGUUAAGCAAAGUUUUUCUUUCUCUUUCUUAUUUUUUAAAUGCCAGUACAUUUUUUGUAUACUGCAGUGUUGAAGGUACAAAGGUAGGGACAAGAUUAUCUGAGUUCAGUUCACUCCAGAAGGCUGUAUUCUUGAUCAACCCCAAUCAGAAGAGAAGCUUGAAUCUUUUUGAUGCACUCAGAAUUUUUAAAUGCAACAAAAUGCAUGUUAUGCAAAAAAUGCAUGAUCGAAAUCGUACUGUGUGAGUGGGGCAUUUUCAGUGUUCUCCCCUGCUAACGUACAAGCCAGGAAAUUGUGCGCGCUGUAAACGUGCAAGCAAUGUUCUGUAUUGCUUGCGUGGCAGUGAUUGGGCACAGAAGCAAAAGCAGGCAUGACAUGACAAUUUGAGGAGGGUGAGCAACUUGCAUUUUUAAUAUUUUUGUAAGUAACAAUCGUCGAGUGCAUUGACAUGACAAGCAAUGCCAAUGUAUGUCCUGACUGAAGCAAAUAAAUUCCAAUGCAGUGACGCUUCGGGAUGAUCAUAGCAGUGCCAGUACAAAAGAUAAAGCAUUGCUGAAAGUGGUUGAUCAAUAGUGCAGCGGUUAGUUAUCGACCCAGCAGCAGAAUUUCCUGAAAGCUCAAAGAGUGUGCAUGUAGUCAAGCGAGAUUUUUGCUGAUGCCAGCGCACAUUAUUUUUUUCGUCGCCCGUACUUAACCUGUGGCCAUGUGUACUGAAGGGUGACUGUAAGGUGUCGCAAAAGGGGUUCACGAUACUUGUCUUUUUUUUGAGAAGAAGCAUGGGCUGUGGUCAUAAGUGUAGCAUGGUUCUAUGUUUUUGCAAGUUUACGGCCCUCAAAUUGUAACGAAAGGUAACCAUAUCACGCCAUUCAUGUCAUCAGACUGGGAUGUGAGCACUGUGUAUUGCUCAACAGGCUGUUCUGUCUACUCAGUGGGCUUCGAACAGAGUGCAUUUUUUUUAGCCGAGAAUAAUCGGCUGUGCAUGAAGGGGACUUGAUACUAUGUUGUGGAGCCUAUUAUGAUAGCAAGAAUGGCUGCAUUUCAUGGUUUGUGCAUUCACUGCAUGAGAAAGUGCUUGCACGGUGUGUCCUGAAGAGGUUCUGAAACACCUUUUGUCUGCACAGCACCUUCUUGAUCGCCAAAGUUGUUCCUUCUCCCGUUAUGCAUAUGCUCUGGAUGUGGCAAGAACAGACUUUAAAGCAGUGCACCACGGUCUACUCUCCCAGUUAGUGCUUCACCAUCGAUUAUACAAUGGGAAGGCCUGCAGACUACAUUUGUAUGCAUUCAUUUUGUGUGCUGCUCAGAAUGGAAGCAUUCCAAAUGGCCUGGUUUGCUGUGCUUUAUUUGUAUGCACGAAUACCUCACAUUUCCCAUUAAGUUAAUUAGCAGCAGUUGUAAUACACAUAUGAUCACGCAAAUGUGUUUCCUUUAAGAGUGGACCAUACUGUGCAUGCGACAAACCAAGGUAGUUGCACUCUCAAGUACAAACUGUGCAACUUUUUUUCUUUUUUCUUUUUUACAUUGUAUUGAAACUCUUGUGAGUUAAGUAAUAUAGGUAUGUACAGUGCCGCAGCUGUAAAUGUAAAAAACAGAGAAUGUAAAGUUCCUUGAAAAGACAUCUUUGGAUCCUUAAUCUUAAGCCUGUUUUGCAUGCUGCAAUCUUGCGCUGCAUUUCUUGCAGUUACAUGUGCACCAAUCUCUGCAGUUGUGAUUUUCACAUUUGCGAGCACCUCGUGGGAGUCUGAAUUAUUCUUGGCACAGGCUUGUUCAGUCCGCUUUGGUAAAAACAAAUUAAAGUAAACCAGGAACCGUUUUUUGUGAAAAGUUUUUCACGUUCGAAGCUCGUUACUUUACCAAAGCAAGAAAUAAGCAGGCAAGCAACAGUGACGUGUCUGACAAUCCAUAUUGUUAUUGGUUCCUGAUUCACGCUGCAUGUGCGCAGCGAACUUCAGUACUUUGCCCGAAGGGGUCCCCCAUGGCACAUUCGUUGCAUCAUUCAAUUCACAAGUACAAAAUUGCAGGCAAAAUUAGACCAUGUGAAACAGGCUUUACUUGUGUAUUAGCUGCACUGGUAAGUUCACAUUGUGAAAGAAGACACCUUGGUCUGACAGGACCAGCGAACCCAGCUUAACCAUUUCAAGCCAUAGCCAUAGUCUUAUUUUCAUCUAGUUUGUACUUGCCAGUGCUGUCAAUCGCAGCCUGUGUGUGUUCAAACAGUAGCUUUAGAUAAGUUGACCUUCAAUAGAAGACAUAUUGAAGAAAAUAUAAUUUCUCUUAAUUGUCAUCGAAAAUGCUAGAAAAAAAAAUUAUGGCCAAUAUAUUACAUGAUCCUGUAUGGUAUUAUAUUCCCAUUAAAGGGAUUCAGCUAGUGGUGGCUUUUCCCUUCCCAGUUCAACUGAAACAUGGGAAAUGGGCGGACGACGGUGUUUCAGAGCCUCCUUUUAAGGUCUAGCUGUUUUCCUGCGAUGAUAGCAAGGUUGUGCUGCACCGAGGUGCGUAAUGGCAGUUGUUGCAAGCUGCAAUGUACAAACGUCACUGAAAGAUGGGAAGUUGCAUUUAUCACAACUGAAGCAUGUUUAUUGAGUGCAGAGCUCCUUGUGAAAGAAGCAGCAUUCUAUCAGUCCCAAGAAGAAAAACCAAAGAGUGCUCCAGCAAGGGCGCACAUUCACUCCUUUAGCUAGUCACAAUUAUUGAGAAGCACCGCGGAACUCGGUGGCAUUUUGUGGCCAGUGAUGCCACACUUCCAUCAACAGACAUCUUGCCUAUUUCAAACAGCCUUGUUGACACCAAAGGUUUCUUUUGUUUUUUCCCUACUAUACUGGAGGCUCAUUAGAGUGAAGCACAGGCAUUUCAACACAAAACUCGUGACUUGUUGCACCCAGGGUAACUGUUUCAGUCACGGGCAAGAGAACAAGACGGGCGUUUCCUUUAGUAGUUCAUGUCUGUCAUACUGCUUCAUAAAAAGGAGCCUCUCCAGGCUUUGUUUACAGAUAUAAAAACCAAAUUCACAGGACAGCUCAUAUGCAACAGCACUGCACAAUUGGGCAGUGUACAUAUAACAGGAAGAAAGUCGAUAGUGACACCCACUCAUGGUCCUGCCGCAAGUAACAUUGCAUUGGAAAAGCUUCGCAGUCCCAAACUCUUGUUCGCCUCCUAGACUUGUCAAAGCAAAUGGAAAUAAAUGCAUUGAGUGUAAGAAAGUUCAGAGUGUGAAAGCGUGCCUUGUGUUUGGUUGAAAACCCAGCUGAAGCAUUCUUGCUGAUUUAACCACUGAGCUGCCAAAAUCCCUGGAAGCUUGAAAUGCUCGGUUACGCUUAAAUUUAGCCAAGAGGAGCUUGUGUUAAGUAUAUUAGAGUUGCAUGGAAGCACAGGGCAGUUUUUGUUGAAAAACUGCCUCAAGAGUGCUGUCUAUGUGAAGUUGUUCACGUGAUUGCAGCAGACACGUUUGAUUGUCGGUGCGCACCAGUCAGUGUCUAAUUUAUGACAUCAGCUUGCACGGACUAUGCCCGUUGUCCACACAACCCUGAGGCAACCCUGACACAAUCCUAGCAAUGCUGCUGUGUUUGUAGGAACGCCAUUUGUGGGCAACAGCUAAUGGCCUGCUUUUGUCCCGCACUGCGACUUGCCAUAGAAAUGAGCUGAUUUAGUCAAUUCAGUUGAGUCCGCAUGGAGCCAGUUUAGUAAAUGCUGUACGUCAUUAUUCAAAUUGAAUAAAUUUCUCAAUGGAUUAAAAACCGCACCGCUGCAGUUGAGGGGGAGGAACACAUUAUGUAGGUUGUAGGGGAGUAAACUUAAAUUGUGCUUGGAAAUGUUUUCGUCGUUGAAUUGUUGAUUCUGUCGAUUGAAACUUGCCACUUCUUGAAUGCCAAAGACACAGUAAACAAAAAAAAUGCCUAGCGACUGCUUAUUUUACUCGGUCAUGGGAUACACUCAAACCUCAUAGGAAGUCACAUGGAAAUACCUUCGUUAGAUUCAUUCACCAUUAUUAGCUUAUAUUCAUUACACGUUGAUAUCAGUGAAGAGCAUUUUAGAUUUACUUCGUUAUAUCCGUGUUCUUUGUACUGAGUUUUGACUUUGUAUGCACGGCACACCAAGGCAUCACAAGUGUAAAGAAUGGAGAAAACGCGCAUACAAAAAGCAAGAGACAAUCAUGGCAUCAAGAUAUUCUGAAAUUUGCACAUAUAUAAUGACCUUGUGAUUGAGUAAAAUUAGUGUUUGCUAGCUGUGUCUUCUUCCAGUGUUUUCUGCAUCUUUGUUGUCGAAAAAGCAGCAGUUUUCAUUCAUGCAUUUUUAUUCUAAAAGAGAUUUAAUGCAUGCUGCUUCUUUUGUUUUGCUCAAAUUACACAACACGGUGGAAUCUUUGUCUACAAUAUUGGCAUCCGUGAUAGUCUUGUUCAUUCUGUGAAAAUGAAAAAACAUUCGUAUGCAUCCUUUGCCAUCCUUCUUUCUUUAGAGUUGUUAGAAUAAAUACACAGGUCACCAUACAGCCUUCGCUCUUUUAGCUGUUACCCUGCAGUGUCUUAUUUCGUGCAUGCCAACAAAAAUGUGGCAACCUUCUGAAACAUUGUUAGUGUGUGCAUAAUGAACACUUGCAAGUGUUUGGCAUUGCAGUGAGGUGAUGAUCAGUGCCAGUAUAAACUGUGCGCAUGUGCUGAGUUUAUUGUGAGGUCGAACUGUAAAUGAGAAAAUACAUACUGGACGUCGCAGAGGAGUUGUUGCGAUUCUGUUGGUUUAGAAAAUGAAUGGACACCCUUAUGCGCUGUACAUAUUUUUAAGGUUGCAAGAGGGGAGGAUUUUGUCCACGGUGUCAAUUUUAUUAUGGUUGUACGAAUGGACUGCAGCAGCCAGAAUAAUUUGGGUACAUGGGCUGUUUACAGGGUUGUGUGAAUUACGGACAUGAUCCAUAACUGUUUGCUGCUGGUCGGCAGCGGCACAUUUGCAAAAGACUUACUAAGAGCCCGGUCAGCAACACUGACGUCGGUUUGGUCUUCUUUAAGCACGCUUCGAGAAAGAGCACUUGAGGAUCGCCCGGCUAGAAGCAAGCACAUAUAUAUACACACACGUACACAAAGACAUACGCACAGCACAUGCGCACAUUGCAGUGUGAAUGUACAGCAUGUAAAUAUAUUUCUGGCUGAAUAAGUUUGAGUGCAUUCCUUAUUGUUCUGCUGUCUUGAAUCUUGCUAUCGUCCAUUUUCAGAACUUUGUUAGGCCUCUGUGCAUUUGCCUGACCCUCUGCCAGAUAUUUUUCUGCACGAGAUAGGCCUAGCCAUAUUUUUUUCUUUCAAAGGCUAUACGUGUGUCUGGCCACGUGCGGUUCAUGUCACAGCUGAAAAUGACGCUGGGUCAGUGCUGUAGUCCAAAUGACAUCUCAGACCAGUCACUGAGGCCCGGAAGGUUCUAGCCAGGAUGCUUGGUAGCCAAUUUUAGCCACCUUCUCCACAGAAACAACCAAAAUGUAAAAGUUGGUUUCAUCUCCUUACAUACUGAGCGUUCCGAUUAAAUGUGAAAUGCACCGUGCUAUGAUGAAAAACAAAAAAAAAGUUUAUGAAUCACUGGAGACACCAAAACAAGACUGAAUUUUCUUGCACCCAAAGCAUGCAGCUUACAGAUUAAAAAGUGUGGUUUCCUUUACACCUGUGGCUUAGAUGCAAGAAAGUGCAGCAGCUUCUUAGUUCCUGUGGUCUGUGAACUGUCGUCCCACCCUCUAAAAAAAGAAUGGAUGUAUCUUUUGGAGGGAAAAUCAAGACUGGCUAGACCAAAGGUCUCGGUUGUGCAGCCUCGUUGUUGACUAGUGCCUCAGGAACACUCUGAUGUUGUAGAAAGAAAAGUUGUCCAGGUCGAAUUAUUUUGGAGCAGUGUUGUCUAUUGCAAGGAAUGUCUUUGGAGCUGGCACUGUUGAGCAGGGUGAUGUUGUAAGUGAAGCGCAUGAAGUGAUGUUGCACAGUCGCUUCUUGCACUUCCUUCAUGCUGCACUUGCCACAAGUUCCCUAUACUAAUUGUGAAUUUUUUCCAGAAUGACUUCUUUUUUUUUUCACCUUACUGCUAUUGAUGACUGAGAGAAACCGAGCUUGUGGUCUGUUCACGUGUCCAGCGGGCUUUGCAUGUGACAGUGACCUGUUUUUGUGAUGACCUCUCUGUCCUCUUUACCGAAGCCUGCGGGCUGCCUGUUGUGUACACGGGUUCUUAUUGACAGCAUUAAACGCAUUCAAGCAAACACUGA
Molecule: messenger RNA, 11317 nt
Organism: Dermacentor silvarum
Lineage: Eukaryota; Metazoa; Arthropoda; Arachnida; Ixodida; Ixodidae
Gene: eas
Product: ethanolamine kinase 1-like
Exons: 9
Coding region: 406-1572 (388 amino acids)
Biological process (GO): phosphatidylethanolamine biosynthetic process
Cellular component (GO): cytoplasm
Molecular function (GO): ethanolamine kinase activity
Source: RefSeq, a predicted model, not a curated record